AUGUCACGACCUCUGUUCGUUCGUGCCCUGCAUCCGUUCAACUACCUGGGCAUUCCUGCCCCGGCGCGCAUCACGAAAUUCAACGCGCCCGUCCAUAUCGAUGUGGGCGGCCACAUGUACACCAGCUGCCUGGCUACGCUCACUAGAUAUCCCGACUCAAGAAUCGGAAGACUUUUCGCAGGUAUGGAGCCCAUUGUCCUGGAUUCUCUGAAGCAGCAUUAUUUCAUCGAUAGAGAUGGGGCAAUGUUCCGCUACAUCCUGAAUUUCCUGCGCACCUCCAAACUACUCGUUCCGGAUGAUUUCAAGGACUAUAGUUUGCUGUAUGAAGAGGUGAAGUAUUUCCAGCUUCAGCCAAUGUUAGUGGAGAUGGAAAGAUGGAAGCAGGAUAGAGAAAAUGGUCGCUAUUCACGGCCCUGUGAGUGUCUCGUGGUGCGUGUGGUCCCUGACCUCGGGGAAAGAAUCAUGCUCAGCGGCGCAAAGUCCUUGAUCGAAGAGGUGUUCCCGGAGAUUCGCGAAGUGCUGUGCAACACCGUGAGUGCAUGCUGGAAUUACAACUUCACCCACGUUAUCAGGUUCCCGCUGAACGGCUACUGUCACCUCAACUCCGUUCAGGUCCUCGAGAGACUGCAACAAAGAGGAUUCGCGAUCGUGGGAUCCUGUGGAGGAGGAGUGGAUUCCUACCAGUUCAGCGAGUAUGUCCUUGGGCGUUAAGUGAAGAAAACCCCGCGCACCCUGUAUCAGCCGGAUAAAGUUUUGAUGUGUUGUGCAGUUCAACAUGCCACCUGAGAUGCCGGCCUUCCUUAUGUGUGCGCCACUUUGAGUUCCAGCCGCCCUACUUUUGAUCCAGCUCCCUGAUGAUGCUUCUGGAAAGCAGCAGCAGCAGAUGUCCCAAGUUCUUUGACCCCUCGAAUUAUGCGGAAGAUGCAGAAAAAGCUCCUGGAUCCUGGCUUUAGCCUGAUAUAGCACUAGCCUUUGAGAUUAUUUAGAGAGUGAACCAGAAAA
Molecule: messenger RNA, 1002 nt
Organism: Ochotona curzoniae (black-lipped pika)
Lineage: Eukaryota; Metazoa; Chordata; Mammalia; Lagomorpha; Ochotonidae
Product: BTB/POZ domain-containing protein KCTD1-like
Exons: 2
Coding region: 1-711 (236 amino acids)
Biological process (GO): protein homooligomerization; negative regulation of DNA-templated transcription
Cellular component (GO): nucleus
Molecular function (GO): transcription factor binding; transcription corepressor activity
Source: RefSeq, a predicted model, not a curated record